Messenger RNA from Coprinopsis cinerea okayama7#130, 987 nucleotides. RefSeq lists its product as hypothetical. Bases 1 to 987 code for a protein of 328 amino acids. NCBI's taxonomy places the organism in Eukaryota, Fungi, Basidiomycota, Agaricomycetes, Agaricales, Psathyrellaceae. The transcript has 3 exons. Gene Ontology annotation, biological process: mitochondrial L-ornithine transmembrane transport. Gene Ontology annotation, molecular function: L-ornithine transmembrane transporter activity. The record is from RefSeq and is a predicted model, not a curated record.
AUGGACGUGGGCGUCACAGUUGAACAGGCUUCAAGCUGGCGCCAGUCUGAGGCGUUUCGGGCUGCGAAGGAACUGGCCUAUGGGAGCACUGCUGGAAUCUUGUCCAAGAUUUUCGAGCACCCUUUCGACUUGACCAAAGUUCGACUACAGUCGCAGGUUCUCGACGCUACAGCUCGUUUCUCCGGACCUAUAGACUGUCUCACGAAGACAUGGAAAUAUGAGGGAUUCCGUGGGCUCUACCGGGGUCUUCCAGCACCCAUCGUCGGUGCGAUGGCUGAGAACGCCUCCCUCUUCCUUUCUUACGACAAAUUCAAGAGUUUGAUUCGACACGUUACGCACCAGCCGCCAGACGCCCAACUACAAUUAUACCAGCUCGGGAUUGCAGCAGCGGGUGCUGGCGCGGUGACGAGCUUCCUCCUCACGCCCAUCGAGCUCGUCAAGUGCAAGAUGCAGGUGCAGAUGCUGGUCGACCCUGCGCACCGGGUCGGACCCCUCCCAGGGCCCAUCGCCGUCUUCACCUCGGUGCUUCGCACGACUGGUAUCAAAGGCCUUUGGUUGGGCCAUACCGGAACAUUCAUCCGUGAAACGGGCGGGACGGCAGCGUGGUUCGGGACGAAGGAGUAUAUUGCGAGUCUGCUCCUAGCUCGACGCGUGCGGAAGGACCCUGCGACGAGCAAGGAGCUCCGGCCUUGGGAGUCGGCUGUGUCGGGUGCCUGCGCGGGUGCUGCGUUCAAUUUUGUGUUGUUCCCCGCGGAUACGGUGAAAAGCGCGAUGCAGACGGAGGAGGAGCUGCGGGUUGGGAGGCAGGUUCCGCCUGGGCAGCCUCCGCCGCCGAGGGCGACGUUCCUGGGGACGUUCAAGGCGAUGUAUAGGGCGCAGGGUUUGAGGGGGUUGUAUGCUGGGUGUGGCAUUACGGUUGCGCGGUCUAUUCCGAGCAGUGCGAUUAUUUUCUUGACUUAUGAUGGUCUUAAAAAGUAUUUCGGAUAA